Messenger RNA from Telopea speciosissima, 3321 nucleotides. RefSeq lists its product as uncharacterized. Gene Ontology annotation, cellular component: peroxisome. Gene Ontology annotation, biological process: regulation of gene expression. Lineage: Eukaryota; Viridiplantae; Streptophyta; Magnoliopsida; Proteales; Proteaceae. Gene Ontology annotation, molecular function: RNA nuclease activity. The coding region runs from base 38 to 2995 and encodes 985 amino acids. The record is from RefSeq and is a predicted model, not a curated record. The transcript has 3 exons.
UAAACCCCUACAAUCCAGCACUGUGAUCUCAUUCACGAUGAAGAACCUCAGCUGCCGAACCAUCUUCCGAUGUACCGCAUCUUCUUUUACUACUCCAUCUCCGUAUUUCCUCUCUUAUCACUGUCUGUUCUUCUAUUCGAGCAGCACUGAAGAAUUUCCAAAGAGGAGACCAGGAACCUCCCAACAUUCUUCUUCUUCUUCAAUUUCUUCAUGGCGACAUCACGACGAAGAGAGCCGGAACGUGAAGGUGUCGGUCUGGUGGGAUUUCGAGAAUUGUUCUGUACCUUCUGGGACCAACGUAUUCAAAGUGACCCAGAGAAUUAUGUCUGCCCUUAGAGCUAAUGGAAUGAAGGGACCUGUCACUAUCACUGCCUUCGGGGAUGUGAUGCAGAUCUCGAGAUCGAAUCAAGAGGCUCUCUCCUCCACUGGGGUCUGCCUUAACCACAUUCCUCACGGUGGGAAGAACAGUGCCGAUAGGUCUCUGCUGAUUGAUCUUGUGCAUUGGGUGUCUCAAAACCCUCCACCUGCACACCUCUUUUUAAUUUCAGGGGACCGGGACUUUGCAAAUGUGUUACACCGGUUAAGAAUGAAUAAUUAUAACAUAUUGCUUGCAAGUACCGACUCUGCACCAGGAGUUCUUUGUAGUGCUGCCAGUAUAAUGUGGCAAUGGAAUGCUCUUGUUAGAGGAGAGAGCCUAACUGGUAAGCAUUUUAACCAACCUCCAGAUGGUCCCUAUGGUUCUUGGUACGGUUACUAUAAGGGGCCACUAGAGGACCCCUUCUUAGAGAUGGAACAACCUGCUUGUUCACGUGCUGAGGAUUUGCCAGAAGCUGGAACAGAUUCCAAGCCGUGCCCAGUCCCUAGGGCUUUUCUGCGUCAAAUUCGUCAUAUUUUGAACUUGUACCCCAAAGGAAUUCCUAUUACAACUCUUCGUGCAGAGCUGGCAAAAAGUAAUGUCACUAUGGAUAAAGACUUAUUUGGAUACAAAAAGUUUUCUCACUUGCUUUUAUCUAUGCCGACUGUUUUGAAGCUUCUGCCUGGGGGCGAUGGCCAGAGACUAUGCAUUCUUGCAAACAGUGCUGAAGCAGUUGAGUCCAAUUCAAAAUUAUCUACAGGGCCAGAAACUAAUGAUGGAGAUGCAGACCAAGCUGCAACGGUAGAGCAAAAUGGUUGUGACAGUGCUAAAACUGCAAUUGUGAAUGAGAAAUCAUCAUCACCACCAGCACCUCCACUAAAAGCUGAAGAGCCUACUCCACUUGCCCAGAAAGAGAUUAAUGAGCCCAUGACUGUGGGCCAUCCUGCUAAUGUGGAGAAACAGGAUUCAACAUCUGGAGUAGGUUUUUUCCACAGAAUCCGGAGGACAUGGUUUGGUCAUAAAAAUGGGGGUUCUAAUGAGAAAGGAGAUAGCACUCCAGAGAAAUGUGGUACAUCUGAUGGUUCUAAGAAGACAAAAUCUGAGGAAAAAUCUUCUGGAUCAGUUACUGGUUCCAGUCCAUCAAUUUCAUCAUCAUCAUUAAAUGCAACUCAAACAGUUCAGGCUGAGAAUGUAACCAAGGAUUCUGUAGGAAGUGGUGAGAAAUCAGGCCCAAGCGAAGGACUGUUUAACAAAAUUGUGAACUGGUGCAGAUUUUGGAGAAUUAGCAGAAAUCCUGACAAUGAUGACAAUGGACAAUGUCACAAGGAGCUGAACAAAUAUAACGAAUUAUUCUCCAAAGACUUUUUCUGGACUGAGAUGGAUUUAUUUAUACGUACUCCUAAAGGUUCAAUCCUUGUUUCUCAAUCGAAGACCAGGGAACAGAUGGGACAAAAGCUGCAAAAGGAAGGGCCCAUAGUUCUUAAUAAUCUGAGUGAAAAUGAUCUCCUUCACUUGGUGGAUUUGUUAAUCUCUGAGAAGAAAUGGGUGAAAGAGUGCCCCUUACAAACUUCUCCAUUUAAACUCAUUCAUCAUGCUAGAACAGGGUCUUACAAUCUUCCUGGUUCAAAUGGGUUGAGUUCUAUCUUUUCUUCUAAGCUCUCUCAGUCUGAGUUAAAAUUGCAAGGCCUCCCAGAACAUGGGGUGGAAAAGAGGGACCGGAGUCAAUUUCAACCUGCAGCAUGUUCAACUGAAAGCAACAAGAGACCUUCUGGAACUGGGAAGGCCAGACAUGAGAUCCUAGCUGAUUGCAAGAAGCUUGUGACUGAGAUCUUGGAGGAAUACCCAGAGGGAUUCAAUAUGGGAUCCUUCAAAAGGUUGUUUGUGGAGAGGUAUGGUUACGUUCUUGAUUAUCACAUGCUUGGUUACUCAAAAUUGGCACCCUUAUUACAGACAAUGCCAGAGGUGAAGAUAGAAUCAACUUAUAUCCUACCUGCCAAUAAAACAUCAAGGUUUCUGGGCUCAGAUGCUGCCCUUCCCAAUAGUGUAGAGAGUGAUGGAACUGGAAAGUGGAGUAACUCAGAUGGUGAAUCAUCCAAUUCAACAAGGAAGGACAAUUAUCGUGACUCUGUGUGGGAGGAACUUGGACCAGUAUCUGAGACAAGUUCUUACAAAAAUGACUCAGGAUCAAGGCUCAAUGCGGAAGCAAAAAAAGAAAUAAAGGGACAAAUGGAUUUUGAUGAUGAUUGUUUAUCAGAUGACAACGAGCUUUCAGAUUCUGAAGGAGAGAAUGUGAAAUUAGAUCGAUCAGAAGGGCUAGGAAAAUCCAGGAGAUGUGAGGAAGAUAGUUCUCUAUUACAGAUUCUUGACUCAUGGUACGGCAGCAAGGAUGAUACUGGUAGCAAUAGUCAAUCAGAGAAGGUCGAGGAGGUUGUGGAUUGUUCCAGAAUUGGUUCGGAGUCUUCAAGUUCGUCUGGGGCUGAGAUGAAGAUCAAAGCCUCUGUGGCAAACAGUGGGCACAAAAUAAAGCCAAUGAAGAAAUAUUCUUUUGUUUCAGAUCCAGUAGGUGAUGACAAGGAAAAACUAAUUGAUAACAUACUGGGUAGCUUGAAAAAGUCGGCUGAGACGAAAAUGCAGAGUUGAGGGUUGAAUGUUCUGGAAGAAUAAAUAAAUAGUUACCAUUCCCUCGGUUCGACAAUUCAAAAUUAAAGGGGACUAGGAUACCCAUCAGUUUGAUGGUUUGAUCAGAUGAAGAAUGAUAAUUUGAAUCUCCAAUCAUCUUGUAAACUUGGAAACUCUACUGAGCCUCCUGUUUUGCCUUGCAACCUUUCUAGUUCUCCAUUUGAUUAAUUUUCCCCCAGAGGUGGGUCCACAGCAUAAAUCAUAGCAAGAAUUUUCAAAUUCAAAGUUUUGUUCUUUUCAAAUGUACUAUAGGGCCUGUUAUGGUCAUGUCAUAUUAAUUCAUCCCA